GCAGCAAACUAUUAAACCAGCCUUCACCAAUUGCGAAUUGACUCGAAAGUCAUACUUACUAUAUCAACGUGCGUGAGAACAUUAAAAUCAUCUCAUCCUUAUUCUUCAAGUUUUUGUAUAAUUGUACAUUACUGACAAGCCAUCUGUUGUACCUUGUUACACGACACUAGCAAGAAUGUUCUCCAAAGCCAUCGCAGCCCUCGCCCUCGCGGCACCUCUUGUCUCAGCCCAAACAUUCACAAAGUGUAACCCCAUGACAGCCACAUGUCCUGCCGACCCUGCUUUUGGAAGAGAUACUGUUCACUGUGACUUUACAAAGGGCGCUUGUGAAGCUUUUGCAGAGGAUGCCGGCACUGCGCUUGAGCACAACGAAAAUGGUGCUGUCUUUACAAUUUCAGGUCCCAACCAGGCUCCUACAAUUGCGACGGGCAAGUACAUCUUUUUUGGCCGCGUGGAUGUUGAGGUGCAGGCCUCUACGGGUGUAGGCAUCUGCACUAGUGCUGUUCUUCAGUCUGAUAACCUUGACGAGAUUGACUGGGAAUGGUUGGGCGGCGACAACGCACAGGUUCAGUCAAAUUACUUUAGCAAGGGUGACGUUUCAACAUAUGAUCGUGGUGAAUUCCAUCCCGUCGCAAACCCAACAGGCCAAUUCCAUCUCUACUCCAUCGAGUGGACACCCGCCGCCAUCAACUGGCUGAUCGACGACGUUGUCGUCCGAACUCUGCCCUAUACCGAUGCCACGGGCCCCAAUGGCUAUCCCCAAACCCCCAUGCAGAUCAAGCUCGGAACAUGGACCGCUGGUUCUCCCGAUGCUGCUCCUGGUACCAUCGCCUGGGCCGGUGGUCUGGCCGACUACUCCCAGGGCCCCUUCAACGCUUACUACAAGAGCAUCUCCAUUGUCGACUACGCAGGUACCGAUGCCCCCACCACUAGUAGCGUGCGAGAGUACCUUUUUGGCGAUCAUUCUGGAUCUUGGAAGAGCAUUCAGCAGAUCAAGUAAGAUGUGGUGAUGAUUCAAAAUGCAUGAAAGAGAUAGGACUUUAAUGAGGGUUUAAUGAAAGAGGGGGAAUACCACGGUUUAUGAGCAUUGCAGCAUUUAAUAGACGAUAAAUAUAAUUACGAUCACUUCGACAA
Molecule: messenger RNA, 1134 nt
Organism: Fusarium oxysporum Fo47
Lineage: Eukaryota; Fungi; Ascomycota; Sordariomycetes; Hypocreales; Nectriaceae
Product: concanavalin A-like lectin/glucanase domain-containing protein
Exons: 3
Coding region: 176-1000 (274 amino acids)
Biological process (GO): carbohydrate metabolic process; fungal-type cell wall organization
Cellular component (GO): fungal-type cell wall
Molecular function (GO): glycosyltransferase activity; hydrolase activity, hydrolyzing O-glycosyl compounds
Source: RefSeq, a predicted model, not a curated record